This is a messenger RNA of Cimex lectularius (bed bug), 1943 nucleotides long. RefSeq lists its product as uncharacterized. Gene Ontology annotation, biological process: ubiquitin-dependent protein catabolic process via the multivesicular body sorting pathway. The coding region runs from base 535 to 1809 and encodes 424 amino acids. NCBI's taxonomy places the organism in Eukaryota, Metazoa, Arthropoda, Insecta, Hemiptera, Cimicidae. Gene Ontology annotation, cellular component: ESCRT I complex. Gene Ontology annotation, molecular function: ubiquitin binding. The record is from RefSeq and is a predicted model, not a curated record. The transcript has 8 exons.
GUCAAACUUCGUCUCGAUUUAACCAAAAUGUGAUAGGACGGCGACGUCAGAGGGGCGUCCACUCCGCCUUCCACCGGAACUCGAGACUUUCACCCACAGACUUAAGUUCCGAGGCUUUUCUUAAGGCUUUCGCCUCACUGUUCACUUCACCAUUCAGCUGAUUCGAAACUGUCGCCGAGGACUUACCCACUUUGACGUUUUGCCGUUUUACAACUUUGUCCAACUUUCCUAAAUAGUUUUAUCGUUCUGAGACCCAAGCCAUCGCCGUUUAAGCCAAUAAAAAACCAGGAUCUGUGAUGCUAUAAUGAUAAACACCACUGAAAACUGGAAGAAAACGGCCAUGGUUCAAUUCGCACAGGAGCGUGAGAAUUAGACAUUGAAAGAUUGUGGACGAGUUCGCUUUACAGAUGAGGUGGCAUUCCAUGGUGGAUCAUUGACGUUUUGGGGUGGAAUUUCUUUGGACGCCUGCACCAAAUUGGUUGUUGUAUGAGGAAGAUUUCUAACUUCAUGGAGGUAUCUUAAUUUGUAAGAUUGAUGGAAGGCAUACCGGUCAAAAUAAGUGAGCAAUACAAGCCUCCCAGAAAAAUUACUCUACCCAUGAGUGUAAGGAAUAAAAUUAAUGUGAUUCCCACUUUUGAAACUUAUGAUUUUAAACUCGAACACGCAGUUGUUGAUCGGCUGUCAAAAUUGGAAAAGCUUAAAAAAAGUCAACUCGAGAAGAGAUUGAAGAGGCUGGAACUAUUAAAAAAAUUCGACGUUACAAGAAACAAAACAACAGCAGGAACUGAAGAUAGAUACCCGAAUGAAACUAGAAUACUGACACCAGUGCCGAUCUUUUUGCAAAAUAAGACUGAAACUCACAAAGAGAAGAAACAGGAAGGUGCUUUUAAUUUAUCCGAUUUUGAAAAUGAUACGUCAAGUCCAUUUGAUAAUAUUGAAUUAAAAACUAUCAACGACAUGGAAGAGUUGGCUCACGUUUUAGGAAGUAGUAACAUAUCGCAAAACCAUGUGAUUCCCAGGGCUAGAGAAUCCUUGCCCAACGGUUUUGCAAACCAUUGGCAGGCAAACUGUCACAACAACACCGGCUACAGCCCAAACUCACCUUAUAUGAAUAACAUAGCACCAACUUACCACAUUCCUCCUACACUGCAAUCGCAUGGUCCGCUUCAUUCCACGACCAGUUCCAACAUGAUACCACAAAAUUACACCAACAGCCCAAUAACGAGAGCAGCCGUAUCAUACAAUCUGCCUGUAGUGAAUCCUUUGGAAGACAGUUACUCUCCGAACCUAAUUGACCAGAGCGCCGAGUCCAAAGAAGAAUAUGACAUACUAAAAAAUCUUCAGAAAAUUAUCGAAGACAGAAAACUAGAAAUUCAAAUUCAACGGCCAGAACCCGCCCAAGCAUGCACAUCAUCACUAGUUACUAAUAAUUCUCAAAUAGAAAAACAAAAUGAAUAUGAACAACAGUCGACAUCUCUCAAUGAACAGGAAAGAUUAUUCGCAAGAAAUAUGGCAGAAAUGGGUUUCCCAUAUCCAAGAGUGGCCCGGGCUGUUCAGUAUUUUGGUCAAGACGAAGCUAAGGUUGUCGAGUUCCUACUGCAAGUUCAGUCACUUCUCGAGGAUAAACAAUUUAGGGAAGAUCAAAUUGAAAAAGCUCUCUGCCUCAACGAUUUCGAGGAGGAGAAAACCAGACAGUAUUUGGAAAACUUCAUCCAAUUCAAGAACCUCGGCUUUAAGGAGGAUGACAUAAUAGCGGCUCUCGCGAAGACAUCUGAUAGAGACAAAGCCCUGGACUUCCUCAUAUCCUAAGCUCUUUAUAUUUCUGCUCAAUCCUAUUAUCCUUACGUUAACCUUUUAAAGCUUGAGGUAAUGGUUUUUUAAAGUAUUAUGUUUUGAUAGAGGUAUUAAGAAACAAUAAAAAAUUAUCUUUUGUCGCGAGUUUA